AUGAAUCUCAAUGCUAUUCGGCCCAGGGACACAAGUCACACUGUGUCGCGAUGCUACAAUAUUCCCGUUCUAGAAAAAGUAACUCUAGACCAUGAGGAUCACAUGGAGCACGAAACAACAUCAAUUACUACUAUACCAGCAACCUCGCGCUCUACUCGACGCGCCCAAGAGGACCAUGAACAUGAACGAUCCAGACCCCCCACAAGCGACCGUCACCUAGGUAGGAGCACGCGCCACAGCACACCACCACCACCACCAGUGGACCACAUACAGGCCAUUUACAAAAAGCUUGAAGAACAAGUACAAGAAACCAGCGAACGGUUCCAUGCUCAACAUGCCCAACUUUUUAAGUUGCAAGCACAGAACGAGGAGGUACUGGUUGAAAGCCAGGUGGACGAGAAAGCUGCCACAGCAACUCACUCGCAACAAUCAGCAACUACUAGUAGUGUUGCCGACAGCACCAAUGACGACAUGGACUUCUGA
Messenger RNA from Zychaea mexicana, 483 nucleotides. RefSeq lists its product as uncharacterized. The coding region runs from base 1 to 483 and encodes 160 amino acids. The transcript is spliced from 2 exons. The record is from RefSeq and is a predicted model, not a curated record. NCBI's taxonomy places the organism in Eukaryota, Fungi, Mucoromycota, Mucoromycetes, Mucorales, Lichtheimiaceae.